Messenger RNA from Auanema sp. JU1783, 384 nucleotides. The record is from the annotation of a GenBank genome assembly. NCBI's taxonomy places the organism in Eukaryota, Metazoa, Nematoda, Chromadorea, Rhabditida, Rhabditidae.
AUGUCUAUUCUCUCAAUUGCCGGUCUUCUAUUGAUGAUCUCAUCUGCUGUGGCUUUGCAAUGCCAUCAAGUUCCCAACCAAGCAAGAUUAACUGAUCCCAUCACAAGUACAUCUACGGAAUGUGGAUUCAAUGCCCUGUCUUGCACGAAGGUCGUCGAUAUGACUAAUGGAGUGUAUACCAAAGCAUGUGGUAUCAGCAACUGCACAAACCCUCAAGGAACAGGCAAUUUGCCGGCUCAAUGCUUUAACACAAGCCAACAAGGACGUGAAACAUAUAACUGCUGUUGCUAUGGAAAUGGAUGUAACACUGCUUCGGAACAUAACUUCUUGGGAGUUCUUACUGGCUCAUUGAUCUUCAUACUCGCUUCAAAGUUCUUCAUGUGA